AAAAUGGCGAUUAAUGGCUGUAAUCUUUCGUUGGAAAUGAUGGAUGUUGAAAAAGAAUUGAAGGAAAUUGACGAAAAUAUAAGCUUAAUGAGAAAAAGGAAAGAAAUACUUCUUCAAAAAAAGCGUGAAAUCGAAAAACGGAUAAAUGCUAGGAAUGAUAAUGUGAAUGAUUCGUUAUCACGAUGGGAAAAUGAUGAAUAUCCGUGGACUAAAAAAUGUUAUUCUAUUCUUCACAAAGUUUUUCGCUUGGACGACUUUCGACCACUUCAACGAUCUGUCAUUAAUGCCGUGUUGUCGAACGAAGACGCAAUACUGAUAAUGAGUACAGGUGGUGGAAAGAGUCUUUGUUAUCAACUGCCAGCAAUAUUUUCUGAAGGUAUCACUUUAGUUGUUUCUCCACUGGUUUCGUUAAUCGAAGAUCAGCUAUAUCAUUUAAGAAAUCUUCAUGUCGAAGCAGCGACAAUAAAUCAGGCAACUACUAAAGAAGAAGUGAAGCGAAUUGAAAAUGCAUUGGUCGAUUCCAGAUCAUCAUUUCGCUUGUUGUAUGUCACUCCUGAAAAAUUAGCUAAAAGUAAGCGGAUCAUGAAUAAACUGGAAAAAUGUGCUGAGCUUAAUCGCCUUAAACUAAUAGCAAUUGAUGAAGUACAUUGCUGCUCACAGUGGGGAAAUGAUUUUCGUCCUGAUUUCAAAUUUCUGAAUAUUCUUAAAAGAAUUUUUAAAAAAGUGCCUAUAUUAGGAUUAACAGCAACAGCUACGACAAAUGUAAUUGGAGAUGUUAAGAACAUUUUAAGUAUUCCAGCUGCACUUGAAUUCCGUGCCGACUUUAAUCGACCCAAUCUUUUUUAUGAAGUUCUGCCUAAAUCUUCAUGCAGCGAUACUUUCGUGAAUAAUAUUGUUUCACUCAUCAAAGAUCGCUUUGGUAGUCAAAGUGGUAUCAUCUAUUGCUUUUCAAGGAAAGAAUGUGAAAAUCUCGCUAAAACUCUCAGAUCCAAAGGCAUUAAAGCAGCGCCUUAUCAAGCUUUUAUGGAGAAUGAAGAAAAAACGAAAAUACAUCAGAAAUGGGUUAACGAUGAAAUUCAAGUCAUAGUGGCAACAGUUGCUUUUGGAAUGGGAAUUGAUAAACCGGAUGUUCGAUUUGUUAUUCAUCAUUCGAUGGCAAAAUCGAUGGGAAAUUAUUAUCAGGAAAGUGGUAGAGCUGGUCGUGAUGGGAAUAAAGCUCUUUGUUUACUUUAUUAUUCGUUGAAUGAUCUCUUUCGAUUAAGUACGAUGGUUUGUACAGAAAAAACGGGUAUAACCAAUUUAUACUCAAUGCUUGAUUAUUGCCUGGAGAGCAGGAAGUGUCGACGCUCAAUCUUUGCCAAACAUUUCGACACAGCAUGUGAUCAAUUAUUGUGUAAUCAAUCGUGUGACAUUUGUAAAGAAGAUGGAAAUAGUUUAGUUUCCAGACAAGUUGAUGUUACAGAAUGCUGGCGAACUAUGACUGAUAUUCUUGAAAAAGUUAGUAAGAAAAAGCAAAAUUAA
Dracunculus medinensis (Guinea worm) is the source of this 1521-nucleotide messenger RNA. The record is from the annotation of a GenBank genome assembly. NCBI's taxonomy places the organism in Eukaryota, Metazoa, Nematoda, Chromadorea, Rhabditida, Dracunculidae.